UCGACACAGAAAAGAUUCAGCGCGAAACCGGCCCGACGUUCAUCAAAGAAACUCGUCUUAAAAAUAACCACACAACUCAUCUGGAAAGCUUCAAUAAUAGGUCAGUGAAAUGUUUUGUAACCACUUCUACUUCUUAGCUUAAUUCUUCAAGUAAGCGUAGCAAUUUCUUUCUCUUACAUCCCCCGCUAGCUAAGGUUCGCCGGCCGGCAUUGAUAUCGGAGGGAGACAGACACAUGCGAAAAUAGUUGAAGCCGUUUUAAGCUUUCUUUCAGUUCACGAAUCACUAAGAAAAUGCAGUUGUUCCUUCGUGCAAUUCAUCGGUAAGGUAUCAGAGAUUUUAAAAAUUUUUCUCGGAUAACGAGUAACGUAAGAAUAAAGCUUAUCGAACAAUGGUUUCCAAAUAAACAAACCUGCUUUCUUGUGAUAAAAGUCCUGAAUUUUUCAACCAAAUGCAGAAUUUUACCUGGCAAUAAAGCUGUCAGAUUACUGAGUGAUUUCGGAACGAAAUAUCGUCGAGCAUUUGGAAAAGAGACUGUUUACAACUAAGUCGACCGUUCUUCGAUAAGCCGGCUCGCUCUUUCAGCGACGUUACUACCCAAAUUUGACGAGAAAAUGAAAUCUUUUAAGUCUACAAAUAACUUGCUUCAUUGGGGAAUCGACUGCUUUGGUGUAGGACCCACCAAGAACGCUAAAACAGGAGUGAAAGGCCUGAAAAUUGCACUAAUUCACCCGCGAUUCAAUCAUUCAAGUUCGCUGGUUGGCGACGCAAAGCAAGAGAAGGUGGUUUGGGAUUGAUCAUUGUUUAUGUACUUUUUAUCACGUGACAAUCCGUGACGCGCGGUCGUAUGAUUAUGACAUUACAAAGGUCAAUCGAUCAAUCCGAGGAGACCAAGCGUUUUUGAAAAUUACGGCUUUUCAUGUCCAAAAGCUGUUCAAAAUCAAGAUAGCAAAAGAGGAGAUAAAAAAUCCUUUUCAUGCAGUCUAAAUUAAGACGCACAACAUUAUGCUGAGUGUUAAAAAAUUGGAAGAUACUGCGCAAUGCAAAUGAUCGAUUGAUUACAAAGGUUUUUUAAAAUGUGCAUUGAAAAGGAACGAAAAUGCAGAGGGUGCUCAGAGGCUGCUCGAGGGAAGCCCCUCUGGAUUUUUGUACCUUUUCAACGCACAUUUUAAAAAAACUUUGCAAAAAUUAUUAUGUUGAGUGUGUUUAUUUACACAGCAUGUAAAAGUUGUAAAGGGUGGAUAGGGACAGCAGGGAAAACAAACUAACUGGUUUCCCGAGGGACUUUCACUUCUGCAGGGACAAAGAAUAAAGAGCGAAUCAAAACAAUGUAAUUUUAAGAUCACAAAUUUUUAAAUUAAAAUUUUCAAAAAAAGCCGAAUGAAAACUGAUCUACAGAACAAUCCUUUGGGCCAGGACCUGCUUGGGCUGAAUUCUGGAUUCCAAAGCCCAGGAUUUCAUAUUCCACAAGCAAAAAUUUUCCGGAUUUCAGAUUCCGGAUUUUUACAUUGAGCAAGCGAGAUGAUAGCCCGUGUACAGCUGCCCCCUCCCCUCAUAAAAGAAACGGAGAUUUUCUGAGGGAAGGGGGGUGGCUGUACGCAGGCUAGGGAGAUGUUAGCAGGAAAAAUUCCCGGGCUUCCCGCCACACUCCACUAUAUCUGAAUGCGUGGAACGAGCAACUGCGCGCAAGCUUCUUAUGUUUGACAGAAUAAAUAAAUAUAAUGGUAAUUGAACUGAGUGGAGUGCAAUUUGGUAUGAAAUCGGAUGCGCGUGAUUUGAAAACCAGUUUGAUUUGAAGUCACAAGUAUGAUUUCAGACAAAAAUUUUACGACACGAAGUUCAGAAUUCAGAAUUCAGUCAGCACCAAUAUUUUAUCGAUCAAGUAGCCGGUUUGUUGAAAAGCGAAAACAAAAGGGCUUUUACUUCUCAUUUUCCAUUCGAAACAGAAAUGAUGCGACAUAAAGCAAGAACGGUGCGAUUUAAAACAGAAAUGAUGCGAUUUUGAACCUGAAUGACGCGAUUUAGAACAGAUGUGAUUUAGAGCAAAAAAUAGCGUGCUUCGUGAAUAAAUCACACUACUGAUUGCCAAUCAGAUUGCAGGCAUCACCAGUGAUUUCAAAAUGUAUAUGAUAAAAAGAUUUUUUUUCUCUUCACUUCACAGAGCAUCAUGAUGAAUCCAUUACCAGUCCCCUUUGCUAGAAGAGCUCUCAAGCGCGUAGAUGGGUCUGGACCUGGUGAACACGAGUUUACAGUAGUGACGUAUAACAUUCUUGCGGACCACUGGCUGCAGAGGAAAGUGAAAGAAGGCACAGCCUACAAUUACUGUCCUAACGAAUACAAGAUUAGCAAGCAGUGCAUGAAUGCUCCUCGUCAUACGCUUUUCAUGGAAGAGGUAGGCAAAAUUUAUCUGUAGACUUCGAUGUGGUUAAUUGCCCGGAUGCGAGAUAUGUCCAGAAUUUUCGCCAUUUUCGCAAAAAUCGCAAAUCUCCAAGAGGCCACUUUUGGCGUCCAAUUUAAAUCGCCAGUUUUCUCCAUUUCCGCCAUUGCAUGCAUUUUUGCGCAUAAAUGCCGGAUGGGUGGACUCCCAAAGGAAAGAGAGGCCGAUAAAUGUCAUAAAUUGUUAGCUAAAUAGGUUGUUCGUUUGUUGAUGAAACUGUUACAUACUGUAGUCCUUCCAUAUCUGUUUCGUAUCAUUCAAGCAUCCAUUGAGCGCUAACAAGGCCAAAAGCAGGAAUGCAUCGUACAAUGUACCAACCUCGUUCCCAGGGUCCUCUCCUACUUGCUCCGGGGACGGGCAGAUAAGGACCCUGGGAACGUGAUUCAAGGUGCCAAAUUGGGUGGUUUGGUAUGAAAUGACUGUGCUGACUAACUAAUAGCCCACAUUCUCCCCUAGAGUUUAAUGAGAGCUUUGAAUGUAGGCACAAAACGUAGAUUAAUACUCAGUGGAGUGUGGGAUCUCUUUUUUGUUGAGAUUCAUAAUAACGUGUAUCAGGGAUAAACUCUGUGAUAAUUGCAAGGCUGGCACUACCGGAAUCAGGCCUGAUAAGACUAGUUUACUAGUCGAAAUUUUUGGCCUCAUGAAAAGUGGCCUUUUAUCUUAGUUCACGCUUUACAAUUAAAAACAGUUUAUUUCAAAAGGUUUUAUAUAUCAUCUGUUCGCAGCGAUCAACUGAUCGCUAUAAGUAAAGCCAUGGGUUCGCACACGCCGUGGCAUCCUGCUAAACCUGGUUUAUUCUUUAGUUGCGGUGGCUUAACGGCGACAUCAUCUGCCUUCAAGAAGUUGACACACCCUACUUUGAGAGGAUCCUGGCAGAUGAAAUGUCCCGGAUGGGAUACCAGGGGAUGUUUGCGCCAAAGUGCAAGCCGGGUCAGCCCGAAGGUUUGGCCAUGUUUUACAAGCGGGACAAGUUCGUGCUGGAAGAAACAAAAACCGUGCAUCUAAACGAGCAGGUCCCGCCCUCACUUAAGCAAAGCGAUGCCGAAAUAGGGCUUCUUGCAGCCUUGAAGCACACAAUAAGCGAUAAUCUGCUAGUGAUUGGUGAGAAUACUUAUAGCUGGGUUGCACUGCGUUUCAUUACGUUUACGCUAGAGAACUGGAAUGCUUCCCCGAAUACGAGUUUGCGGUUCGCUUUUGUAAAACUCUUCGAAAUAACCGAAUGAAAAUGACAGGAAAACAUUUAAAAACAUCUGAAAGUUUACUAUUUAAGACCGGUAAAACCGUGGUCUCAGUUUGACUUCGUUUUAGUAACCGGCUGAUGACCUGGAGUGUCCGCCUCUUCUGUGCUUUCAGUGUAGUCGUUGCAUGACAUUCCUAGCGUAAACGUACUCAUGACAUAAAGGUCUGGAGCCUUAUCUGUGUGUACAUGCCUCUUGUUUCAAAACACCGCUGACAAUUGUUUCCAUUGGCAUGUAAAGGGCUCGGUAAGUGUCCGGUGAUCGACCAAAGGCUUAAAGUUUUCUCAGCGCGCAAAUGGGGUUAUCCUUGCCUCGUUUUUCAACACGGAAUAUUAAACAUCAUUGUAUUUAAGUCUGGAAGUACUAGAAUUGUCCGUAAAAUUCGACUCGGGUUUCCAUGGUAAAUCUUAUCACGCUAUGUUUUCACUUAAAGAUUUUAGACUGCGAUGAGUCUUUUUCUUCAGAUUUAAUGAGGGAAGUGCACGCGUGAGCGAGGGUGACAGUCACGCGCGUAGUCAUUUGCGUGUCUCGCGCGUUUUGCUCUAGACGGACCAAGAAAAAGAGACUGCUCGUAGUCUAUAAAUAUUUAGGUAUACGAUUUCUUUUUUCCCGGUAGGAACGACUCACAUAAUCUGGGGAGAUUUGCAACAAACCGUCACUCAAGCUUGUCAAAUAACAUUCGUUACCAAUGCCCUGGCGGAGAUGGUUACGUCAUACGAGUCACGUGGUGAACGCGUGUCUCACAUUCUGUGUGGAGACUUCAAUAUUGAGCCUCAGUUCCCGGCGUAUCAGCUUGUCAAAGAGGGUGGACUCAGUGAAAAGGAAAUGCGUGCACUGAAAGGUGUGGACUACAUCAGAUGGGCUCCUAGCCCUACACCGCCAACACAGGUAUUGUAUUUAGUAUUUGUUUCUUGUUUAGCGUACCAGAGCCGGAAAAGGGUACAUUAAAAACCAUAGGAUGUUUUAUUAGUCAUGGCGUUCCUCGCUCUGCACUUUUUCGAGUGUCCUGUAGAGAGAAGUCUUCCGCACAGCCUGACGAGAUACAGUGACGAAACACAAUCUCGUCACGCAACGUCCAUAGAGGAAUGGCCCUUUUGGUAAGGAACGUUGCAUGAUAAAAGACUGCUGUGUGAGAGAAGACUAUGCGCAGAGCUACAUAGCAGCUCUUGUAAGAUCUGGGUGAAGUGGUUAGCUCCAUUCUCUUGAAAAGAACAGACAACAGAGACAGAAGCAUAUACCGGUGAUAAUAUUGAUUGGCAGUCAUCUCUCUCUUUACAAGGGGCUCUUUUGGGGCCAGCAAUAUAUGUCCGUCUUUGAGAAACGUCUGUCUUCUGGAGACUCAAAAAGGGCCUCGCCAGAUCAGUCUAGCCGUAUAGGACAAUUUUACUGUUAAUCAGGACCAUUCACCAAGAUAAACAACAACAACAACAACAAAAAUGCGCUGGUUAUGCAUGUUUGUAUGUUUGCGUAAAGCUUGUUUUAAGUGCUAGUCCCAAGGUAGUUGACUGUACUAACUUUUCCACUCUUAAAAGUUGAAUCGCACUGUGUGAACAGGAAUUGUAAACUCAUUUACAAACUCGAAUGGAAUCAUGUGGGAAUAGUCUUAUUGCUCAACCCUUUCUAUAACGGUCAAUAAAAGCUCAUAAUUCGUUUGCAUUAAUUCUGAGCGCCAGGGAAUUUUUUGCUAUUAUCAAUUUUUUACUGAUAUGUCUCUCUCUUUUCUCGCAGCUGCUCCCCGAUCAAAUGUCACUUUUAAACAAAACUAAGCCGCAUCUUCAUCAUACUCUCAAGAACGUGCAAAGUACCUACAAGACAGUUCUGGUAAGGAUACUACAGCUUACUUACAGUCGCAUUAGUGUUGCUUUCAUGCGGUGCUUCUGUUUCGGCGACUGUUGUCAAAGAGGGUUUGGCUCUCAGAUAAAAAUUACGAGGAUCCUCAUAGGAAAAUUAGGAAUAAGCUCCUAAAAGAGACGCAUCUUAGCCUGGUGGUCUGCAAGCAAUCUCUAUAUUUCGAGCGUAGAUAGCCUGUUCCAGGCCUUCAGAAUGUUGGGACGGCGUAAACAGAUCUGAGCAGAAAAAACAGCGAGGGGCUGAGGUAGGGGUGAGAGCUCUCCCUUUCCCUUUCUUCCUCAUCUUUUUUCCGCUCUAUGAUUUGGCGCUGCAGUCCGCUGCAUGACCGCCUGGAACAUGCCAGAGCUCUAAGCAAAACCAGCCGUGCGCGAAUUUACGCACGAGUUUGCGCGAGCAAGGGGGGUCCUAAACUCUUACGUCUCCACUCGCGUGACGUCUCGCGAUAUUCCCUUAGUAGAGGACUCGCUCGCGAGUUACCACUUAUGGGCAAUCCGAACGAACGAGUUAUUCAUUGAUUUCUUUGGAUGGUCAAUCCGCGGAAACAGAAAAAUAAACGAAUUCAAAAAUUCACUCGCGUGUGGCCUUGAAUAAGUAACCUCAAUCAGCUCCAUUCCUGAAGGAACCAAGUAAAAUGGGCAGGAUCAGUAACAGUUUUUCCUUAGCUUAGAGGUCGGACAGCCCAACUGGUAUUCUGGGAGUCAUUGGUUCGUGUAUGUGUUUGAAGCGCGCAAGGCACCUUAAUUGGUUCACCCUUUCCAUGACCAUUCGCAUUAGCCUGUAACCUUCCCAUUUUCCCUUGCGCCGUUUGGCGCCAGGUUAAAUUUCUUCGAGGAGUGAGUUGAUUUUCUUUGCCCUACGUCACGUGGCGUUACCUCUAACAUUUAUUUCUUACUAAUUUGUUCCUGUUUAUCAGGGUGCCGAGCCACCGCUGACAAAUCAUGAAGGACCAGGCUGCGUUUGGACUUUGGACUAUAUCUGGUUUGAUUCCGCCAAUCUUAAAGCCACAGCUGCCCUAGAGACGGUACCCAGGGAAGCUAUAGAGCCAUACGAGGGCUUGCCAAACCAGUUCUUUCCGUCCGAUCACCUGUCACUUAAAGGACAUUUUAAAUUUGCCGUGCCGGUGAAGACGCAUGUACAAAGCUGAUUUCAUGACUGUUCGUACGAUUUGACAUAUAAUGACCAGGAAAAUACUAAUUAUGACAACACUUUUAUGAAGUAAAAGGAAAAAAAUUUCCUUCGAACCACGGUGAUCCGGUCAAGUUAUCGACAGCUUGAUUUUCGGGUUUUCAACCGUCACUCAAGCUUGUCAAAUAACAUUCGUUACCAAUGCCCUGGCGGAGAUGGUUACGUCAUACGAGUCACGUGGUGAACGCGUGUCUCACAUUCUGUGUGGAGACUUCAAUAUUGAGCCUCAGUUCCCAGCGUAUCAGCUUGUCAAAGAGGGUGGACUCAGUGAAAAGGAAAUGCGUGCACUGAAAGGUGUGGACUACAUCAGAUGGGCUCCUAGCCCUACACCGCCUUCACAGGUAUUGUAUUUAGUAUUUGUUUCUUGUUUAGUGUACCAGAGCCCGAAAAGGGGACAUUAAAAACCAUAGGAUGUUUUAUUAGUCAUGGCGUUCCUCGCUCUGCACUUUUUCGAGUGUCCUGCAGAGAGAAGUCUUCCGCACAGCCUGACGAGAUACAGUGACGAAACACAGUCUCGUCACGCAACGGUCUCGUCACGCAACGUCCAUAGAGGAAUGGCCCUUUUGGUAAGGAACGUUGCAUGAUAAAAGACGGCUGUGUGAGAGAAGACUAUGCGCAGAGCUACAUAGCAGCUCUUGUAAGAUCUCGGUGAAGUGGUUAGCUCCAUUCUCUUGAAAAGAACAGACAACAGAGACAGAAGCAUAUACCGGUGAUAACAUUGAUUGGCAGUCAUCUCUCUCUUUACAAGGGGCUCUUUUGGGGCCAGCAAUAUAUGUCCAUCUUUGAGAAACGUCUGUCUUCUGGAGACUCAAAAAGGGCCUCGCCAGAUCAGUCUAGCCGUAUAGGACAAUUUUACUGUUAAUCAGGACCAUUCACCAAGAUAAACAACAACAACAACAACAAAAAUGCGCUGGUUAUGCGUGUAUGUAUGUUCGCGUAACGCUUUUUUAAGCACUAGUCCCAAGGUAGUUGACUGUACUGACUUUUCCACUCUUAAAAGUUGAAUUGCACUGUGUGAACAGGAAUUGUAAACUCAUUUACAAACUCAAAUGGACUCGUGUGGGAAUAGUGUUUUUUUAGUCUUAUUGCUCAACCCUUUCUAUAACGGUCAAUAAAAGCUCAUAAUUCGUUUGCAUUAAUUCUGAGCGCCAGGGAAUUUUUUGCUAUUAUAAAUUUUUUACUGAUUUCUCUCUCUCUUUUCUCGCAGCUGCUCCCCGAUCAAAUGUCACUUUUAAACAAAACUAAGCCGCAUCUUCAUCAUUCUCUCAAGAACGUGCAAAGUACCUACAAGACAGUUCUGGUAAGGAUACUAUAGCUUACUUACAGUCGCAUUAGUGUUGCUUUCAUGCGGUGCCUCUGUUUCGGCGACUGUUGUCAAAGAGGGUUUGGCUCUCAUAUAAAAAUUACGAGGAUCCUCAUAGGAAAAUUAGGAAUAAGCUCCUAAAAGAGACGCAUCUCAGCCUGGUGGUCUGCAAGCAAUCUCUAUAUUUCGAGCGUAGAUAGCCUGUUCCAGGCCUUCAGAAUGCUGGGACGGCGCAAACAGAUGUGAGCAGAAAAAACAGCGAGGGGCUGAGGUAGGGGUGAGAGCUCUCCCUUUCCCUUUCUUCCUCAUCUUUUUUCCGCUCUAUGAUUUGGCGCUGCAGUCCGCUGCAUGACCGCCUGGAACAUGCCAGAGCUCUAAGCAAAACCAGCCGUGCGCGAAUUUACGCACGAGUUUGCGCGAGCAAGGGGGGUCCUAAACUCUUACGUCUCCACUCGCGUGACGUCUCGCGAUAUUCCCUUAGUAGAGGACUCGCUCGCGAGUUACCACUUAUGGGCAAUCCGAACGAACGAGUUAUUCAUUGAUUUCUUUGGAUGGUCAAUCCGCGGAAACAGAAAAAUAAACGAAUUCAAAAAUUCACUCGCGUGUGGCCUUGAAUAAGUAACCUCAAUCAGCUCCAUUCCUGAAGGAACCAAGUAAAAUGGGCAGGAUCAGUAACAGUUUUUCCUUAGCUUAGAGGUCGGACAGCCCAACUGGUAUUCUGGGAGUCAUUGGUUCGUGUAUGUGUUUGAAGCGCGCAAGGCACCUUAAUUGGUUCACCCUUUCCAUGACCAUUCGCAUUAGCCUGUAACCUUCCCAUUUUCCCUUGCGCCGUUUGGCGCCAGGUUAAAUUUCUUCGAGGAGUGAGUUGAUUUUCUUUGCCCUACGUCACGUGGCGUUACCUCUAACAUUUAUUUCUUACUAAUUUGUUCCUGUUUAUCAGGGUGCCGAGCCACCGCUGACAAAUCAUGAAGGACCAGGCUGCGUUUGGACUUUGGACUAUAUCUGGUUUGAUUCCGCCAAUCUUAAAGCCACAGCUGCCCUAGAGACGGUACCCAGGGAAGCUAUAGAGCCAUACGAGGGCUUGCCAAACCAGUUCUUUCCGUCCGAUCACCUGUCACUUAAAGGACAUUUUAAAUUUGCCGUGCCGGUGAAGACGCAUGUACAAAGCUGAUUUCAUGACUGUUCGUACGAUUUGACAUAUAAUGACCAGGAAAAUACUAAUUAUGACAACACUUUUAUGAAGUAAAAGGAAAAAAAUUUCCUUCGAACCACGGUGAUCCGGUCAAGUUAUCGACAGCUUGAUUUUCGGGUUUUCACCAUAUAUUGUCGUCUUAUGAAACAAUGAUGAAACAAAUAAUGUUUUUAUUUAAACAGGGAAGGUUGUAAAAAUGUUCGCACCUAGAGUUCUCUUGUUCAGAC
Molecule: messenger RNA, 9431 nt
Organism: Porites evermanni
Lineage: Eukaryota; Metazoa; Cnidaria; Anthozoa; Scleractinia; Poritidae
Source: the annotation of a GenBank genome assembly